Molecule: messenger RNA, 1698 nt
Organism: Pseudoliparis swirei
Lineage: Eukaryota; Metazoa; Chordata; Actinopteri; Perciformes; Liparidae
Product: chemokine-like protein TAFA-2
Exons: 5
Coding region: 446-832 (128 amino acids)
Molecular function (GO): receptor ligand activity
Source: RefSeq, a predicted model, not a curated record
UGUCCCGUCACACUCGGCUACUUUCUCGCCGCUUCCCCCUAAAGAGGAUAAACGGGGAAUUCUCGGAGCAAAACAAAAGCCUGAUUUGGGGAGGUUUUAGGUUGGAUGUUUUCUUCAUGUUGGUAUGUCCUAAUAACUAAGUUUCCUGUUUUCACCCGUUGUGCAAAAGCGGAGGAGAGGAGCGGAACUUUCAGGGGACCUUUUCUCGCGCCGGAGUAGCCGCUGGAGGUCUGAAUCUUACACCAGCUUCGUUGCUCUCUAUUUUUGGAGAGUAUGGUGUAACUUUUCCGCUCCAGUCGAACCUAAGCGGCCGGUGAGAGAGGAGCCGUUGUAUGGUACCGGAGAGGGGAUGCGAGCCUCUCCUCCGUCUCGGAUAGCGGAGCGGCUAUGAGGAGAGAGGAUCACCUGCUGGGCUAACGGAACAAGACUACACCGCACCAACAGAAUGCGGGAACGAGGUCCUUGCAUUUGCGGAGUAGGUGUGUGGAGCCUACUGCUGUCCCUCUGCCUGGCCUCCCUCACACAGGCACACAGGAGCCACACGGUGCACGUGAAGGCAGGGACGUGUGAGGUGAUCGCUGCCCAUCGCUGCUGCAACAAGAACAAGAUCGAGGAGAGAUCUCAGACUGUCAAAUGUUCCUGCUUCCCUGGUCAGGUCGCUGGCACCACCCAGGCCAUGCCCUCCUGUGUCGAUGCCUCCAUUGUAGCUCAGAAGUGGUGGUGUCAGAUGCACCCUUGUAUGGAUGGUGAAGAGUGUAAGGUUCUCCCAGACCUCACAGGAUGGAGCUGCAGCACAGGCAACAAAGUCAAGACCACAAAGGUGACCCGAUAGUCCUGCCCGUCUCAAGGAGAGAAGAAAUGGCGUUGGAGAUCCUUAAAUAGAACAAUGGACCUAUUAGUGGUGAGGAAACACACUCUGAGAGACUUCGAUGACGAACCAGUAAUUGCUUCAUUUUUCUGAGGAUAUCCAAGAUGUGGAGGCUGAAGAGACAGGACUCUAACACCGUCUUUCAUCAACUUAAACACUAUCGAGUGUGCUUGGUCCUUUCAUGCACAGGACUGCAUCACCCACAAUCCUUUACUUCUUCUCCAAACAACAACUUCAACCAAGUGAACUAUGACCUAAACAGCACUUGAUUAAAUGACAAAAAAACUUUAUUUCCAACAAUCUGUAUUCUUCAUCUCUCUUAGUAUGGUUCCAUACGCAUACUGGGAAUAAAGGGGAUGUGGACUUUUGACGGCUAUUCUGCAUUAUAAACAUCACUACAAAAAUGGGGGAUGGAAUCCAGAAUGGCUUGUCUCAUGUAGUCGGGUUGACACGUUUAAAUUUAACUGUGCCACAUAUGACACACCUGAUACUGUCAAAAUGUUUCUCAGAUCUGAAACUCACCUCCAUCAGAAUAUUUUAUCUUAAAUAGUUUGUGGCUUCCCACAUGCCAUUUUUUAAAAUGGGGAGACAGUUUGUCGGUCUUCUUUUUUCUUUUGUUUUUUGACAAAGGAAAAAAUCCUUUCAGGGUGAGGUUAGACUAAUACCAAGUAGAUGUUAUGAAAUAUUGAAACAUGUAAACGUGUAAAAAAAACGGUCCAUUGAAUCAACGGGGCUAAAAAUAAAGUGACGCUCUAAUGGUUUUAAUAUCUGUGUUUUUAAACCCCUGUUAACCGCUAUUGAGUACAUGUGUCAGUAUUAUAUGAAAUGAA